This is a messenger RNA of Hirundo rustica (Barn swallow), 3472 nucleotides long. It is a transcript of the gene TEDC2, whose product is annotated as tubulin epsilon and delta complex 2. The transcript has 11 exons. Bases 1 to 1671 code for a protein of 556 amino acids. Lineage: Eukaryota; Metazoa; Chordata; Aves; Passeriformes; Hirundinidae. The record is from RefSeq and is a predicted model, not a curated record.
AUGCGUCCUCCUUCUCAGCAAGGAUAUUUCAUGAUCGUAGAGAAGCAGCUGUCUGAAAAUGAGCUCUUCUUGUCCUGCUGCUGUGCUUCCCAGGGCCUCAGCUGGGCGGCGGCGGCGCUGAGGGCGGCGCUGGGCGAGGGCGCGGAGCGGCGGCGGGAGCUGGAGCAGCGCACGGCGCGGGGCCGGGCGCUCCUGUGGCGCUGGGAUGAUGAAGAAGAGGAGCGGCCACAGCCAUGCUCCAGCACUGAACAUGGAGACAGGCCUUCACCCAAGGAGCUAGAGGAGCUGGAGCUGCUGAACAGGGCCUUAGAGAAGGCAUUGAAAGUCAGGAAAAGCAUCUUGAAAACUCCAUUAGAGGUUCAGGGAGCUACAGGACAAAAAUGGGCAGGUGAGGCACAUGCUCCCAAGAAAGCUGAAGAGCAACAGGUGCCUGUACCUGCUGAGGAUGUUCCUGAGUGCAGGAAGGUGAGAGCUGGAAGCAAAAAGCCUUUGCUGUUGAAGAAGCCCUCUCCAUACCAGUUAACAGCCCCUUACAGGACUGACCCAGAUGUGAAGAAGCUGCAAAGGAAACUCACAGCCAGAUGUGUUUCUCAAGGCCCCAGGACUGCUGGGAAGGUUUCCUCAAAAGGAAUGACUUCCAAACAAGGAAGGAGUCACAGGACAGCAACUGGUGCCAGUGCCAGAGAGGUCUGUGCUGCAGCUGAACCCCAGGAGACACCCAGCCUGUCUGAAUCUGCCCCAAAUGAGCAGCAAAGCUUUUCUGGAGGGGAUUCAGCUGUGGGAGAGAAUUCCAUAGCCGCUGGCAAGCACUUACUUGGUGCAGGGAAGAAAAGCUGUGGUUUCCUGGGAGAGUCCAACAAAAGGGUGGACGCUGCAGGUGCAUGGGGAAGGAGCACCUCACCAGGGACAGGCACCCUGCAGGAAAAGGGAUGCCAGCUGAAGCUCCCCCUUCCCUACAGGAAAGCCUAUUCCAGGAACUCCAGGGCAUGGGAGAGAUGUCGUCUGUGCCAAACAAGUGCAGAUGCAGCAGCUGCAAGGACCCGUUUUAUGGAGAGGAUCCAGAUGACUUUCUGCUCCCCAAAGCUGAUCCCCAGUCCUGCAGAGAUAGAGGAGGAAUUAAGGGGCCUCCAGGAUGUCCCCUUCCAUCUGAGGCAGUAUGUGGAAGCUGUGCCUGCAGACCCUCCCACUCUGCAAGAAGAGUAUGAAAGCCUUCUGACCUUGGAGGGUUUGCAAACCACAGUGUCCCAGUGCCUGCAGAAGCUGCAGCUGCUGCAAACAGCUCUGGAGUCCCAGCUGAGGCUGCGCCCAGACUGCACUGGGGAUGUGGGGAGCUGCUCUCCAGCCUGUGUCCCUGCCAGGGGACAGACGUGUGGCAGUGCAGACGUGCUGGCUGUGCCUCUCCUCUAUUACUCCAGUCUCCAGGAGCUGAGCGACCUGUUUGCCUCGAAGCUGCAAGUAUCGAUGCUGCACCAAGAGAUUGCCUUACAAAAGGCACUGCAUGAGUCAUGGAGCAUCUGCUGCUCGGCGCAGAGCAGGCCAGUGGAAAUUGGCAGCGACUUCAGCACCACGGCAAGGACGGCAGAGGUGGGAAAGGGCUGGGAAAAGGAGACAGCCCACAAGAGAGGAUUCCCAGGGGUUGCUGCAAACUCAGAAGGCAAGCUGACACUGUAGGAGUUGUGCAGAAGGGGUGCAGAAUGUCAGGUAGCUGGGUUGUUCUCUGCCUCUGGGUGCAGUGGGGUUUUGUUUCUCUUCCUACACCACAAUUUAAAAUUUUCAGAAAUGUGUAAGACUUUAAAUCAUUUGAAUGACUCACUCUUUCAAACCAGUCUUGUGCCACAGCAGAGAUAGAGAUUCAAUAACAGUUGAACUCAGGGGCUGGGGGGGCUUUGUUCUAGAAUGUGCCAUUGCUAUCAGAAGAAGGUACAUCCAUCUGAGAUGAGGAAACAAAGACAUAAGGUAGUGUUUGAUGCCAGGGGAUAGAAUUACAGAAAUACAGGAAAUGAGCAGUAUUUUUGGAAAGUGAUAGAUGAUCCCAGUGUUGUGUAGACAUGAGCUGAGAAAGCACAGUGAGGGUUAGGGAGGAUUAUCAGCUCUUAGCCUUCUUUGUCCCCUGCAGUAGCAUUUCAAUGGUUUUGGGUUUUUCCUACUGAAGGAUGGGAUCCUGAGGAGGAGGCAGGUUUUUACUUUUCUUUCCAGAAUCUGUGACUUUAAGUAUUUCCAACUGCUACAGUUUGUCUUUUCCCCUGGCUCCCUUCUCUCCCUCCCAUCUGCAACUUCUCCACGGACUCUGCUUGUUUUGCAAAUGCGUUUGGCCAGUGGAAGGACAGCAGCAGUGCUGCUGUCAAUGCACACUGCAAGCAGCAGAGCCUCUUGGAGGGUCUCACAGGCACCACUUGUCUUUGGUUAGCAUUAGAGAAUAAUAGAAUCACAGACUAAUUUGGCUUGGAAGGGAUCUUAAAGAUUAUUUAGUUCCACCCCUGCCAUGGGCAAGGACAACUCCCACUAUCCCAGUUGCUCCAAACUCUAUCCAACCUGGCCUUAGACACUUCCAGGGAUGCAGGGGCAGCCUCAGCUGUGCUUAGUUCUGAAGCUCUGUUGAGCCCUCCAAGGGGUUUUUCCUGCAUGUGUUACCAGAUCUGGCACCAAGUGAUGCUGAAGCCCCUCCUUGGGGCAUGUACAGACUCAGCAGUGUGGCUUUAGGGGUGCUCCCUAUCUAAAACAGAAAUAACUGGGCUCUUAGUAAGAGGGAUGACACCAGCAGUGGUGUGGAGGAAUGUCCUGCCUCUUCCAGUCCUUCUGAGGGGACUGGCAGCCUGUGCCCUGCUGCUGUGACUGUCCAUGGCACACUCCCACCCCUGGGAAAAGGGCAGGAGGAGCUCCCUGGACCAGGAGCACACGUUAGGGUUUGGAAAGGCUAACCCUGAUGAGCUGUGUUGUUGGAGUCCAGGGCAUUCCUUUGGUUGCCCUGGAGGGUCAGGGACCUGGGCAGGGGGGUCUGGGACCCCAGCCCAGAGCUCAGAGAGACACUGGAUUUGAUUUCAGUCCAUGGGAGAGGCUUCUUGCACUGCAGGAAGCAUUGCAGGCCACAAGAGUGUAAAAAUAGUAGUUUAGAAUAUCACAGGGUGAAAAAACAGUGAGUUUGGGAUUCUUGGCAUUGAAGUGAAUGGGGCAAGAUGGAGAAUUUGGGGCAUUGUCUCUUUCUUCUUCCUUCUUGUUCCCUCACUCCAUUUCUGCAGUGACGUUGGCACAAAGUAGUUAGUGAGGAUUGGGUCAGAGUAGAGAUGACCUUUUUAGUAGUAGUGAUAGACAUUGGUAAUAAAUAGUAAAUAAAGAAUACAUAGCAAUUAGUAUAAAAGAUAAGGACAGCCCAGAGACGGGGGGAGUCACCAGAUGUCCGAGCCGCGGCAAACAUCUUUUGGACACUGAGAAAAUUGUAAGAUAAGAACUAAUAAAUGAAGCCUGUAACCUUGAA